AUAGCAUGCAGUUCAUGAAUAGUAGCUUGGCCAGCCUUACAAAAAAUUUGGGUAACAACCAUCCAAUAACAAGCAAAUAUUUCAAAAAAUUAAGUUAUACAAAAGAGCAAUUAGCAUUAGUAUAUCGCAAAGGAGUUUAUCCCUAUAACUAUAUCGAUUCUUAUGAUAGGUUUCAGGAGACAGAACUUCCUCCCAUUCAUGAAUUUUAUA
Molecule: messenger RNA, 210 nt
Organism: Funneliformis geosporum
Lineage: Eukaryota; Fungi; Glomeromycota; Glomeromycetes; Glomerales; Glomeraceae
Source: the annotation of a GenBank genome assembly